UUUAAUAGAUCAUUGCCUAAGUAAAUAGAACACACAUUGUCAACUAUUCAGUUGUGCAAAAUACAUCAAAUAGAUGACCUCACGUUUGUAGCAUAAGUUCCUACUUUUUAAUAAUAAGUGAAGAAAAAAAUCGUCUAAUGAUUUGGGAAGUUUUUGCAUUGUGGUUAACGUCAGUUGUUUCAACAACAUUACAAUCUCAAAAUGUUGAAACUGACAGUACAAGCAUAGUCGUUCCAGAUGGUUGGCCAUACGUAAUAAAUGAAUAUAAUAUGUCUGAACAGUCUCCAGUAGACAUAUCAACGAAGCAUGCUGUAAGAAGAUUUUUACCAUUUUUGCGUACAACUGGCUAUUGGACUCUAGAAAAUUCUCAAGUAGAAAUUAAAAAUACUGGUCACACAGUUAGAGUUCAAUUGGCUAAUACUUCUGAUGAAAUACCAUAUGUUUCUGGAGGGCCUCUAUUUGAUGCCAAAUAUGAGUUUGUACAAUUGCAUUUCCAUUGGGGCAAAGAUGAUUUUGGAAGUGAACACAAGGUCAAUGGUCAUCAAUAUGCUAUGGAAGUUCAUAUUGUCCACUACAAAAAAAAGUAUGGUUCAUACGAAAACGCCCAAAAUUUCAUAGAUGGAAUUUGUGUGAUUGGAUUUUUUGGACAAGUAACAACGCAAAAUAAUCUCGAGAUGACAAACUUCGUUGAUGAUUUAAAAUUUAUAGAAAAUAUGAAUACAUCCAUUAUUAGACCAUUUAAAGAAGAAUUUUCUUGGAUAAAGGACACUGCAUUAAAACAACAUUAUUACACUUACCAUGGAUCUUUAACGACACCACCAUAUGCUGAAUGCGUUAUUUGGAUUAUAUUUACGAAACCUAUACCAAUAUCAAGAGCACAGUUAAAAAAGUUCAGAAAUUUACAUUCAAGCAAAAACGGCAUCUUAAUAAAUGAAAAUGAUCGACCUUUACAACCAUUCAAUGAUCGACCAAUUGUGUACGGAUACUGAAGGAAUAUCUCGUCUUAAGUUUUCGAUUAUAAAAUUAAAAGAUUAAACUCAUAAAUUUAAUUAAAUUAAAGUUAUUAAAAUGAAUUUAUUUGCAAGUGAUAAUUUAAAAUGUAUAACUUAUAACAUUUUAUAUAGUAUAAUGGUAAGUGUAUUUUAGUAAUUUAGUAUUUAUUAUUUAUUCUCCAAAUUGGUUUAACUGAAAAAUAUCGAUUAGUUAUUUAAUGAUGUGAUGAUAUUAUUUAUAAAAUAAAGUUUUAUUAUAACCCA
Daktulosphaira vitifoliae (grape phylloxera) is the source of this 1256-nucleotide messenger RNA. RefSeq names its product carbonic anhydrase 7-like. The transcript is spliced from 7 exons. Gene Ontology annotation, molecular function: carbonate dehydratase activity; zinc ion binding. The record is from RefSeq and is a predicted model, not a curated record. Gene Ontology annotation, cellular component: cytoplasm. NCBI's taxonomy places the organism in Eukaryota, Metazoa, Arthropoda, Insecta, Hemiptera, Phylloxeridae. Bases 138 to 989 code for a protein of 283 amino acids.